Miniopterus natalensis is the source of this 3305-nucleotide messenger RNA. RefSeq names its product ARF like GTPase 14 effector protein (gene ARL14EP). NCBI's taxonomy places the organism in Eukaryota, Metazoa, Chordata, Mammalia, Chiroptera, Miniopteridae. The record is from RefSeq and is a predicted model, not a curated record. Gene Ontology annotation, cellular component: intracellular membrane-bounded organelle.
GCGGUGGUGGAGCGCGGCUGCGAGUUCUCGAACCCGGGCGGAGGCGCUCGCGCUAAGGGUGAUCAGCACAUCACUUAUUAGAGGGAUCCCUUGAUAGAAUUAAACAGGAAGUUUGCUAAUUAAGAAUGAUGGAUCCAUGUUCAGUUGGAGUCCAGCUUCGUACCACGAAUGAGUGCCAUAAAACCUACUAUACUCGUCACACAGGUUUCAAGACUUUGCAAGAAUUGUCAUCAAAUGAUAUGCUUUUACUUCAACUUAGAACUGGAAUGACACUUUCUGGGAACAAUACAAUUUGCUUUCAUCAUGCAAAAAUUUACAUUGACAGAUUUGAGGAUUUGCAGAAGUCAUGUUGUGACCCAUUUAACAUACAUAAAAAACUAGCCAAAAAAAAUUUGCAUGUAAUUGACUUAGACGAUGCCACUUUUCUGAGUGCAAAAUUUGGCAGACAGCUUGUACCUGGUUGGAAGCUUUGUCCAAAAUGCACACAGAUAAUCAAUGGAAGUGUGGAUGUUGAUUCUGAAGACCGGCAGAAAAGAAAACCUGAUUCAGAUGGAAGAACUGCUAAAGCUUUGAAGUCAUUACAAUUUACAAACCCAGGAAAGCAAACUGAAUUUGCUUCAGAAACUGGUAAAAGAGAAAAAAGAAGACUUACAAAAAGUGUAACCUCUGGUUCAGACAGACAAGUGAUACCGGCGAAGAGUAAGGUCUACGAUAGCCAGGGCCUCCUGAUUUUCAGUGGGAUGGACCUCUGUGACUGCCUUGAUGAAGAUUGCUUAGGGUGUUUCUAUGCCUGUCCUGCCUGUGGUUCCACCAAAUGUGGAGCAGAAUGCCGCUGUGACCGCAAGUGGCUCUAUGAGCAAAUCGAAAUUGAAGGAGGAGAAAUCAUUCAUAAUAAACAUGCUGGAUAAUUUGUGGUAUCACAUUAUGGGAUCUUUAAAGUACUUUCCCUAUUUCUAAAAUUCUGUGUUCUCAGAUACAUUUUAAAGUUGAUUGCCAAAUGACAUUUGAAAACCACCUCAAAUGCACUCAUCCUGCGCUAAUUAAUGUAAAUUUAGAUGGGCUUUUUCAGCAGCCACUUUAAGCCUUCCUGGGUCAAUGUAAACAAGUAAGGUAUAGGCAUUCCUCAGUUUGCACAAUUCAUGUAGCCACAAAUUCCAGUGGCAAUGAUUUAGUUGAAUAAUACCAGUUCCCUAACAGCACAAUUUAAAUUUCAGUUACCACGGUAUAGUAACUGUGAGUAAUUACACAAAGUAGUCACUAAGUGAGUAACAUGCAUUUCAUGAUCGGUGACCAAUCGUAUUCUCUCAGAUUUGCUUGAAAUUGGUCACUGUACAUCUGCUAAUCAGUUCACUCACAGACAGCAAAGCAUACAGGUGUAUUGUUACCUUGUCCCACAUGCGACAUUUUAUAAAAGAAAUGAUAAUGUUGGAAGUGAGAUUUGAGGUGAACAUUAUGGAGCUGUAGAGGAAAUCCUGAUCAUGGGGAUGUUGACAGUGCUGCUCUUCUAGAGCCUCUGGAUAUGUAGCCAGAGGAACUUAGUGGAGGCAGACUUACUGCCAUAAAUGAGGAAGGUGCUUGUGAAAGGAUACUAGGUCCCAGAGGAAGUGAUGGUAAAAACUUCACAUUAAAGGAAAUUACAGAAAUAUUUUACAACAAAGUACAAACACUGAAUUGGUGGAAGCUAAUCCAAACUUAAAGGAGUAUGGAAAUUUGCCAUGGUAUAAGCUAUUUUUUAAAAAAAGGCAAGCACUAUUCAAACUGAUUAGUUUUUUACAAUGAAAUAACACAAAUUCUCAAAUCUUUCUAAUGUUUUAAAGUGUACUAAAUCAGUACUUUUUUACAAUUUUUCAUUUAAUUUUAACUGAACAGAACAAUCAUAAUUUUCCCCAUUGAUUAUUAAGAGAGAUUGCUUUGAAUGGCCAUUUUUUAUGGUGCUAUACUAUCAUGCAAGGCAAGGACUGCCUGUAGCUGAGAAAAGUGCCUACUUUAGGAAAAAUUAAUUUUGAUACAGCUAAGUGGUUGAGUGCUAAGCUAUUUUGGGAAUAAUCUGCAUAUCUACUAAAAUAUGCGAUUUCUUCUCUCCACUUAAACUCUUCAAAAAAAAUGUUUUAAUACUGUAAACCUUUCAUUGUUUAGAACAUUGCGUUCUUGGUGCAAAUGUGUUCUUUGUGGUAAAAAUCUUUUUCUGUGUAAAAACAUAAAUAUACAUAAAUAUAUAAACAUGUUGAUUAGGAUUAAAGGACUAAUAAUUUUUUAAAAGGUGGAGAAACACUGGUUGAAACUAUAAAUUAUUUGGAAAUUGAAACUUAAUGUUGGAAUUUGUAUGGGUGUUGUUUGGAGGAUUGGGGUGGGAGAUGACUUCUCUCUGGUGUUUCUUUUUUUAAAACAGCUACCUGUUAUCCCAUCUAAAAUCUUUCAUCAUCUAGGAUAUUGCCGCUAAGCUAGGUUUUUGCUUUGUCUUCCCUAAAUAUAGUACUUUAAUCAAAUGAGCUUAAGCAACUUGAAAUUUUUUUUAGCCAUCAAAACUAUAAAUUUAUACAGCCAGUUGUAUUGACCAAUAGAGGUUUAUUUUUAUUUCUGUAUACUUUUAGUAUCUCUAUAAAAGACUGCUUUUACUUUGAUGGCAUGCCAUUUUCAGCCAUGAAAUUAACUGUGUUUUAAUUUAUAAUUGUUCACUGACCUAGUUAUCAGAAGUGCAGUUAAUUCCUCCAUUUAUAUGUUUCAGCAGAGCACUGGCAAAAAGAAUAUUUUAGCUUUAUAUACUUAAAUGGCUAGAUUCUUUUUUCUGAAUUAAGGAAAUAUUUUCUUGUAAAGGACUUAAACAUAGACUUCAAUUUUAUCUGAAUUGCCAGGAUCAUUAGACCUUAAUUGCAUUGCUGCCAUCAUUUUCAUUGCUUCUAAGUAUGAUUUAGUAUAUUGCUUAGGCUCUUCAUAAGGACAGAACUUUUAAUGAGCAUGCAAAGGUUUACAGAGAAAGGUAUUUCUGGUUUAGAGUAGGCUAUAAUAAAAGCUGUUUUUGGAAAACUUAUAUCACAAAUCCACUUCUACUUUUUUGUCAUGUAAAGUUUCAGAAAUACAGAAAACAAAAUAAUCUAGACCCUUUUUACAUUUUUGCAUAUGAUUCAAGGUGGCUAAAUUAUUUUAGAAUGCUGUUACUCUGAAAAGCAAAACUAAAAGUUGUAUAAGCAUUUUACUUACACUGUAUGUGGCCCCCGGGAGAAGUGACUACACAAUGUUUUGGUCACAGACAUUAAAAUGCAUGUGUAUAUAUUUCAAUAAAAUAAAUGGCAUCCCAUAUGAUCUUU